AUGGCUUGUGUUGCAACCGAAUGCGAUGUCGCAGCUUCCGUAGACAGCAUCUUGAAGGAUGCGCAAAAACACAGGACAAGUUUCACUGAGGAAUGGCGGAUUCGUCAUGAGCAGCUCAUCGAUGCAAUUCGGACGCUGCAUAGGUGUGCCGAACACCCUGCUGAGGCCCUCACACACCCCGUCAUGCCCCCGGUGGACGCCGUGGAGGUCGACCACA
Messenger RNA from Symbiodinium necroappetens, 217 nucleotides. The record is from the annotation of a GenBank genome assembly. Lineage: Eukaryota; Dinophyceae; Suessiales; Symbiodiniaceae.